AUGGCGUGGCCUCGGACGCCAUUUUGGGGUGUCCCCGAUGAGGCCCGGCCUGGCCCCGCCAUGGCCCCCCGCCCCGAGGGGCUGCGCUGGUACCAGAUCCCCCUCUCCUCCGCCCGCGUGCCCCGCUCCGUCAUCUUCAGCUAUGGCUUCCAGUCGGGCCUCUGGCGCUACCGGCAGCUCCGCGUCCUCAAACAACUCCCCGUGGGCCGCCCCGUCGCCCCGCCGCCCCCCGGCCUGUUGGAGCCCUGCUCCCCCUCUCCCCCGCCUGCCCGUAGCCCUCCCCGGGCCUCCCACCGCUCCCGGGGCACCGGCAGGGCGCGAGGUGAGCGUGGCCCUGCCCAGGGGGUGGGUGUGAAGGGAGCAGUGCCCCUCCUGUUGCCCCAGGGGGGACCCUGGUCACCCCCACGUUGUCCUCGUGGCCCUUCCCCGCGCCCCAAAGCGGCCCCCCGUGACCCCCGUGUUGUCCCCAAGACCCUCCCUCCCCCAUGCCCCAAGGCGGUGGCGAGGGGGGGGCUAGUCACCCCUGCGUUGCCCCCACAGGCCUCCCUGUGCCCCAGGGGAGUCUGUGCUGACCCCUGUGCUGUCCCCGCAGCCCCCCGGCGAUCCAAGGGAUCCCCUGGCACCAGGAAACGGGUGAGCAGAGGGCGGCAGCCUCCUGGCCCCGCUCAGCCCCAUGCCAACCGGCGGGACGUGGCCAGCCGGGGCUCCCCAGCGUGCCAGGUGGCACCGGACCGUUCCAGCCAUGUCCCGGUGCUGCCGGAGGCGGCUGUGGGGUCCCUGGGCGGGGAGGCCGACGGCGGGCAGCACACCGCAGCCGGGACGGCGCCGCAGCAGGCGGGCAGGAGCUCUGGGGGGCACCCAGUGGGCCCGGCGAGGGGGUGGGUGUCCUCCACAGACAGCGAGGACGAUGAGCUGAUCCCGCUGAAGGACAUGCUGCUGGCAGGGGAUGAGCCCCCGAGCCCCGCGGACCACCAGCAGGCUGCGUGCCCGCAGCCAGAUCCGCUUGCCAACGGCCUGGAUUCGCUAGCCCGGGAGAAGAGCUGUGCUGGGCACCCCGGGGUGCCCUCGCCCUGCCCUAACCGUCACCGUGGCAGGGAGCAGCGCCAGGCAGCCACGCCGCCGGACGACGACGGCUCCUGGGAGUCCCCGGACGAGGACACUGAGCUGCCCGAGGAGCACAGGGAUUUCCUCGCCCACUACACCGUGACACCCAGAUUCAUCCCCGCCGUCCACCCCGGGGAACCCAUCUUCUGCGCCCGCUCCGCGCCGGUGCCCACCCUGGACACCCGCGGGCUGAAGCCUCAGAGCGCGUUGGAGGGGUUUUUCUUCAGCAACUCCCCUGCUUGCCAGGCAGCUUUCGUCCGCGACGGGGGGCUCAGCCUGCUCUACCGCUGCGUGCCCACCUGCCCGCUGCCCGUCCUGCGCUGGCUCUUCCAGCUCAUGACCCUCUGCCCGGACGCCACCAACGCUUCCCAGGCGCUGUGGGAGAUCUGGCUGAGCACCGGGGGCGAGCCCUGGUGCCCCACGGCGCAGGACGUCAGCCUGGCUUUCGCCCAUCUCGGCGCUGACCUGAGCCCCCUGCGCCGCCUGCUGCCCCCCGAGCUGUGCCCCACGGACAGGAGCCUGGAUCCCUCCUGCUCCCCGAGACGGGCGAGCCCCGAGGCCACCGGCACGCUGGCCCUGGUGACGCAGCUCGGUGACAUCUGCAAGUUCCUGGCGCUGUGCGUGGUCACCCAGCCCUGCCGCUACGCCGACGGCGCCCGCCUGGCGCUUGUCACCCUCCUCUCCUUCCUCGGCCUGGACCGGGCGUUGCGCUGCCAGCCCCUGCCCGAACUGCAGCACCUUCUCCACUGCCUGCUGGAGGGCAUCCGGGACUGGCAGCAGCAGCUGCCCGCUCUCUGCCUGUCCCUCUGCCAGCUUUCCGGGCACCACCACAACCUGGUUGCCCUGGUGCAGCUCCUGCCAGACCUCACGAGCAGGGACAGGUACGUCCCCGCACGCCGCGCCGCUUGCCGGCCGGAGCCGCCAGGCCUCCCGCCCUACCCGCGCCCCACGCGUUGCCGGUUGCGCAGGCACAAAGCGGGCAGAAUGCGGCUGCCGGCACUGACGCCCCUCGCCACGGGUGUCCGGAGGGCACCGGGGCCACCCGCCGCUUCACGGAUGGCACCGGGGAUGGUGGUGACGGGCACAGAGGCAGGGACGGGCGCUUGGGCGCGCACCGGACCCUUCCUCACGCUCUUCCCCCCUCUCACCAGGGAGCUUCGCCGGCAUCUGAGCCUUCGCGCCAUGUCCCGGCUGCUGGGGGAGCCGCCAGGCACCGUACCACCUCCCGGGGCGCAGGCGGAGGUGGGUGCAGCCAGGGAAAUGGGUGCCGUGGGGCACCCCCUAAGGUGCCCCGGCGCCCCUUUGGGUGAACCCCCCCCCCGCCCCCGUGCCCUCUGCCGCCCGCAGGCUUGCUACCUGAGCUACAGCCUCCUCCUCCUCGCCAGCAACGUGGUGGGCACCGAGAACCCCCCCGCCGAGCAGCGGGGCCACCUGGAGCAGCUCUGCGUCCAGCUGGACCGGCAAUUUGGGAGAGGGCUGCACGACAGCCCCAGGCUCCUCUUCCGUGCCCAGCUGAAGGGCCUGGCCGCCCUCCUCUACGUCAAGUGGCAGGAGAUGCUGGGGGGGUCCCCGUCCCCUCUCCGGGGGGUGUCCCGAGCACCCUCGGGUGCCCCAAGGCCACCCCCUACCCAAUAAACAGCCCCGAUUCCCGCGGCCGUGUUGGGCCGGCCAGCCUUGGUGGCCGUCGGCAGCACAAAAGGGCGCCGGGGUUCCUGUCCCCACGAGGCCGGGCAGAACUGAGCGGAACUGGGCCAAACUGGGCGGAACUGGACCAGGUUGAGAUGGGCUGAGCCAGGGCUGGGUGAAGCCGAUCCGAUUUGAGCCAACCGGACCCCACGUGAUCUGAGCAGAUCUGACCCGAUCCGAUCUGAUCCGACCCAGUCUGAGCCGAUCCGACUGGAUUUGACCUCAUCCUAUCCGAUCCAACUGGACCAAUCCGAUCCAAUCUGAUCCUAUCCCAUCCUACCCGAUCCGACACGAUCUGAUUCGACCAGACCCGAUCCAAUCCGGCCAGACCUGAUCUGAUCCAACUGGACCCGACCCAAUCCAACUGGACCCGAUCUGAUCAAUCCGAUCCAACUGGACCCGAUCUGACCUGAUCCGAUCGAUCCAAUCCAACUGGACACGAUCCAAUAGAUCCGAUCCAACCAGACCAAAUCUGACCUGAUCCAAUCAAUCUGAUCCAACUGGGCCUGACCUCAUCCAACCAGACCCAAUCCAGUCUCAUCCGAUCCGAUCAAUCCGAUCCGACUGGACCCAAUCCGACCUGAUCCGAUCAAUCCAAUCUGACCAGACCCAAUCCGAUCCAACUGGACCCAAUCCAAUAGAUCUGAUCCAACCAAUCAGACCCAAUCCAACCUGAUCCAAUCCGAUCGAGCCAAUCCAACUGGACCCGAUCUGAUCCGACCAGACCCAAUCCAAUCAAUCCAAUCCAACCGGACCUAAUCUGACCUGGGCCAAUCUGACCUGAUCCAACCCAACUGAUCUGAUCCAACUGGACCCGAUCCAAUAGAUACGACCCAACUGGACCCAAUCCAACCUGAUCCAGUCCAAUCGAUCCGAUCCAACUGGACCCGAUCCGAUCCGACUGGAACCAAUCCGACCUGAUCCAAUCUGAUUAAUCCAAUCCAGACGGACCCGAUCCAAUCCAACUGGACCUGAUCCAAUAGAUAUGAUGCAACUGGACCAAACCCAACCUGAUCCAGUCCGAUCGAUCCGAUCCAACUGGACCCAAUCCAAUCCGACUGGACCCAAUCCGACUGGACCUGAUCCAGUUGAUCCGAUCCAACUGGACCCAAUCUGACCAGACCCGAUCCAACUGAUCCAAUCCAACUGGACUCGAUCCGAUCCAACCAGGCCCAAUCCGACCUGAUCCAGUCCGAUUGAUCCAAUCCAACUGGACCAGACCCAAUCCGACCGGACCCGCUCCAAUCAAUCCGAUCCAACUGGACCCAAUCUGAUCUAACUAGACCCAAUCCGACCAGACCCGAUCCAAUCAAUCCAAUCAAUCCAAUCCAAGUGGACCCAAUCUGAUCUGACUAGACCCAAUCCGACCGGACCCGAUCCAAUCAAUCCAAUCAAUCCAAUCCAAGUGGACCCAAUCUGAUCUGACUAGACCCAAUCCGACCAGACCCGAUCCAAUCAAUCCGAUCCAACUGGACCCAAUCUGAUCUGACUAGACCCAAUCCGACCGGACCCGAUCCAAUCAAUCCAAUCCAACCGGACCCGAUCCGAUCCAACCGGACCAAAUCCGACCAGACCCGAUCCAAUCAAUCCAAUCCAACUGGACCCAAUCUGAUCUGACUAGACCCGAUCCGACUGGGCCCGAUCCAAUCAGUCCAAUCUGAUCCAACUGGACCUGAUCCGAUCCAACCAGACCAAAUCCGACUGGACCUGAUCCAAUCGAUCCGAUCCAACUGGACCCAAUCCAACCUCAUCCAGUCCGAUCGAUCCGAUCCAGCUGGACCCGAUCUGAUCUGACCAGACCCCAUCCAAUCGAUCUAAUCUAACUGGACCCCCUCCGAUCUGACCGGACCCGAUCCAAUCAAUCCGAUCCGACCGGACCCGAUCCGAUCCGACCGGACCCAAUCCGACUGGACCCGAUCCAAUCGAUCCGAUCCAACUGGACCCAAUCCGACCUCAUCCAGUCCGAUCGAUCCGAUCCGACCGGCCCCCGAUCCAACCGAUCCGAUCCGAUCCGGUCCGACCCGA
Messenger RNA from Chroicocephalus ridibundus (black-headed gull), 4815 nucleotides. RefSeq names its product family with sequence similarity 178 member B (gene FAM178B). The transcript has 14 exons. The coding region runs from base 1 to 2739 and encodes 912 amino acids. Gene Ontology annotation, biological process: positive regulation of double-strand break repair; protein localization to site of double-strand break; DNA damage response. Gene Ontology annotation, cellular component: site of double-strand break; nucleus. Lineage: Eukaryota; Metazoa; Chordata; Aves; Charadriiformes; Laridae. The record is from RefSeq and is a predicted model, not a curated record.